GUUGCUUUUCCUACAUGCUUACACCCUGUUAUUAUUUUGCAUAUUGUAGACUUUAUAUUGCGUCAAUAUCAUCACUUGAUGAAAAGCGCGCAUCGUGAGGAAGAAUGAGGGUUAAAGUCAAAUACACGGCGACCGAGGAAAUCAACAUCUUCCUUACUGUUGAGAAUGUUCGCCAGAUGACGGCAACGUGGUUGUCCAAGGAGCUGGACAAGGAGUUGCAGCCAGGGCGCAUCAUGUUGAUUUAUUGUGGAAAGCAGCUCGCAGACAGCAUGAAAUUGUUUGACUAUAGCGUGGCCCACGGUGACACAUUUAUCGCAUUCAUAAAGCAUCAGAUAGAAGAACCGGCAAACGACGAUAGCAUGGGCGAAGCAGCCGAUGCACCGCACCCGACGGCCAUUGAGGACGACGCGCCGUCCGGGAAAGCCGAGGACAUUGCUAUGGAGGAGGACGGUGAUCUACCGCCGCUGCCGAACUGUGAUGUCUGUAAGAACGAUUCAGUGAAGGAUUGUAAGAGCUGUGGGUGCACUGAAUGUGGUGGAAAGGACGACGAGGAACACACGCUUAGCUGCGACGAGUGUGGACGGUUCUUCCACAUGCGCUGCCUUUAUCCACCACUGACUAUAGUGCCUGAGGAGGAUUGGUUCUGCCCCGACUGUUUUAACAAGAAUGAAGGAGUAGUUGAAGGCGAAAAGACGUUUGGCAAGUCGGCGCGCAAGGCCAAGAUGCCGUCGGCAACCCAGACGAAGAGCUGGGGCGGCGGUAUGGCGUGUGUUGGCACAACCAAGAAGUGCACCAUUGUAGACAAGGACUAUGCUGGGCCAAUCCCAGGUGUCCAUGUCGGCCAGUCAUGGCGCUACCGUAUUCACGUAUCCGAGUCUGGAGUCCACCGGCCGCCAGUCGCUGGUAUCGCUGGCAAGUCGUCGACGCCAGCUGUCUCGAUUGUACUGGCAGCCGGUUACCCAGAGGACGAAGAUCAUGGUGACGAGUUUAUAUACACUGGGUCUGGUGGUUACGAUCUGUCUGGCAACAAGCGCACGGCUAAAAUCCAGGUCUUCGACCAGGAGCUGACUCGCCAGAACCUGUCUCUGGCACGCGCGUGCGCGGCGCCAAUCAACACCGAUGUUGGCGCGGAGGCUGCCGAUUGGCGCAGCAGCUCGCCGAUCCGCGUGUGCCGCAGCUACAAGGUCGCCAAGAAGCACCCUGAAUUCGCGCCUGCGGAGGGGGUGCGCUACGACGGCAUCUACAAAAUCUACAAGUACAGGAAGGAGAGGGGGCACAGCGGCCCGUAUGUCUGGCGGUUCUGGUUCCGCCGGGAUGACCCAGAGCCGGUGCCCUGGACACCCGAGGGCCAGCUGCGGGCCAAGGAGCUCGGGCUCGAGUUGUACGAUCCCGAUGGCGCCGAUGCCGACGGCCGGAGCCACAGUUUGCGCAAGCCUACCGCAUCGUCGUCGGUGCGGGUCCUGCCGAAUGCCGUGUUGCGUGAGCUGAUUCGUCUUGAUAGUGCGAAUGACCGCAUCUGGACCGAGGUGUUGAAAGCCACUUUCAGUAGCGAGUCGGCGUUCCUAGAGGCGGUCACUGAGCGCAUGUUCAUUUGUGCUGUGUGUCAGGAGCUUGUGCAGAUGCCAGUAACCACGCCCUGCGGCCACAACGCGUGCGCCAAGUGCCUGUGUCGGUCCCUCAACCACAGCACUGACUGUCCCGUAUGCCGUGCCAGCAUCGAGGAAAUGGGCGACAAAGAGAGAAUCAUGGCCGGCGUGAACCAGAACCUGGUCAACAUCAUCAUGGCCAUGGUGCCCACGUAUGGAAAGGAUUGGGCCAUCAGGCCUGCGAUUACGAGUGUGCAGCGCGCACGCAGGACUGGCCAGCCGAUAGUCGGUUAGGUUGAGAAAAUUAGACAAAGUCUGAGGUGCUGCGGAAAUAUA
Linderina pennispora is the source of this 1922-nucleotide messenger RNA. RefSeq lists its product as uncharacterized. The coding region runs from base 105 to 1880 and encodes 591 amino acids. NCBI's taxonomy places the organism in Eukaryota, Fungi, Kickxellomycota, Kickxellomycetes, Kickxellales, Kickxellaceae. The transcript is spliced from 3 exons. Gene Ontology annotation, biological process: protein ubiquitination; negative regulation of gene expression via chromosomal CpG island methylation. The record is from RefSeq and is a predicted model, not a curated record. Gene Ontology annotation, molecular function: protein binding; ubiquitin protein ligase activity.